Talpa occidentalis (Iberian mole) is the source of this 1356-nucleotide messenger RNA. Its product is annotated as keratin, type I cytoskeletal 19-like. Bases 74 to 1264 code for a protein of 396 amino acids. The transcript is spliced from 6 exons. NCBI's taxonomy places the organism in Eukaryota, Metazoa, Chordata, Mammalia, Eulipotyphla, Talpidae. Gene Ontology annotation, molecular function: structural molecule activity. The record is from RefSeq and is a predicted model, not a curated record.
GGCCCCGCCACUCCCCUGCACUGCAGCCUCUCCACAGCAGCUCCCCUGACAGGUGUCCCUGUCCUCCUCCGCCAUGACUUCCUUUAGCUACCGCCAGUCGUCGGCCGCCUCAUCCUUCGGGGCCCUGGGCGGCGGCAGCCUGCGCUUCGUGCCCGGAGGGGUCUUCCGCGCGCCCAGCAUCCACGGGGGCUCGGGCGGCCGCGGCGUCUCGGUGUCCUCCGCUCGGAUCCUGUCUUCGUCCUCCGGGGGCUACUAUGGCGGCGCCCUGGCCAGCUCCGACGGGCUGCUGGCGGGCAACGAGAAGCUCACCAUGCAGAACCUCAACGACCGCCUGGCCUCCUACCUGGACAAGGUGCGCGCCCUGGAGACGGCCAACGGCGACCUGGAGGUGAAGAUCCGGGACUGGUACCAGAAGCAGGGCCCCGGGCCCGCCCGCGACUACAGCCACUACUUCAAGACCAUCGAGGACCUGCGAGGCCAGAUUCUUGGUGCCACCAUUGAGAACUGCAGGAUUGUCCUGCAGAUCGACAAUGGCCGCCUGGCUGCCGAUGACUUCCGAACCAAGUUUGAGACAGAGCAGGCUAUGCGCGUGAGCGUGGAGGCGGACAUCAAUGGCCUGCGCAGGGUGCUGGACGAGCUGACCCUGGCCAGAGCCAACCUGGAGAUACAGAUUGAAGGCCUGAAGGAGGAGCUGGCCUACCUGAAGAAGAACCACGAGGAGGAGAUCAGCACCCUGAGCGCCCAGAUGGGUGGUCACGUCAGUGUGGAGGUGGAUGCUGCUCCAAGCAUAGACCUAGGGAAGAUCCUGAGUGACAUGAGGAGCCAGUAUGAGGUCAUGGCUGAGAAGAACCGAAAGGAUGCCCAAGCCCGGUUCAUCACAGAGACCGAGGAGCUGACUCAGGUGGUCACGAGCCACUUGGAGGCGCUGAAAAACAGCGAGAAGGAGGUGACCGACCUGAGGCGCACCCUGCAGAGCCUGGAGAUAGAGCUGCAGUCCCAGCUCAGCGGGAAAGCCUCCCAGGAAGGCGCACUGGCAGAAACAGAGGCCCGUUAUAAAGCCCGCCUGGCAGAGAUCCAGAUGACAGUGAACGCCAUGGAAGCCCAGCUGAGCAACAUGCGCACUGACAUGGAACGCCAGAACCAGGAGUACCAGGUGCUCAUGGACAUCAAGUCCCGGCUGGAGCAGGAGAUCGCCACCUACCGCAGCCUGCUGGAGGGCCAAGACGCCCUGUACAACAACCUGCCCACCAACAAGGCCCUCUGAGUCCCCUUCUGCCUGCGGACGGUGUCCCCUGGGGAGGAGGGACCCCACCCUGGCUCUUCCCCUGAACUGCCAAUAAAGUUUUAUGGCCCAAG